Messenger RNA from Engraulis encrasicolus (European anchovy), 899 nucleotides. RefSeq names its product CCN family member 1-like. The record is from RefSeq and is a predicted model, not a curated record. Lineage: Eukaryota; Metazoa; Chordata; Actinopteri; Clupeiformes; Engraulidae. The transcript has 4 exons. Gene Ontology annotation, molecular function: heparin binding; integrin binding. Gene Ontology annotation, biological process: signal transduction; cell adhesion. Gene Ontology annotation, cellular component: extracellular region; extracellular matrix. The coding region runs from base 75 to 899 and encodes 274 amino acids.
CAGCAACACAAGCAACAGUGCAGGCAAGGCAAAAACGGAAUAACCUGAAUAACCGAGUUCAAGUCAAACAGGAGAUGUCGGUGCUCUAUUUCACCCUAAUUUUCGUUGGAUGUCUCACAAAGGUGUUCUCAGCAUGUCCUUCAGUUUGCGUGUGCCCCCGGGAGACUCCGACGUGUGAACUGGGAGUCAGCUUAGUGACGGACGGAUGCGGCUGUUGCAAGGUCUGCGCGAGGCAGCUGAACGAGGACUGCAGCAGCGUGGAGCCGUGUGACCACGUUAAAGGACUUCAGUGCAACUUUGGAGCUAGCCGGGGCGCAUCUGAAGGCAUAUGUCGAGCCAAGCUCGAAGGAAGAUCUUGUGAGUUCAACAACAAAAUGUACCAAAAUGGAGAGACCUUUACGCCAAGUUGCAAACAUCAGUGCACUUGCAUGGAUGGCGCUGUGGGCUGCAUCCCGUUGUGCCUCCAGGAGCUGUCAAUGCCUGACCUGGGCUGCCAUAACCCCACACUGGUGAAGGUGCCCGGCCAGUGCUGCAGCCAGUGGGUCUGCCAGGACGCAGACAAGACGAAAGCGAAGAAAGACCCGGGUCAAUCAGGUCAAACUGAAGAAAACCUGACAGAGAAAGAUACCUUCUUCCCCAGAUUCAACGGAAAACAUCAAGCAGCAUUCAGAGAACAGCCUGAGAUGCGCAUACUGUCAUCUGGCCUGAAGUGUAUCACUCACUCCACCAGCUGGUCUCCGUGCUCCAAAACCUGUGGCGCAGGCUUCUCCACCCGGGUCACCAACAGCAACCCACAAUGCAAGCUAGUGAAGGAGUCACGCAUAUGCCAAGUGCGCCCAUGCUCCACAUCCCCUCCCACUGGUUUGAAGGUAAGCAAAGUGCACGAUGAUACAAUAUGA